GGAGUUAAUAAGAUUAGAUUGACCGGUGGGGAACCUACGGUGAGGAGUGACAUUAUUAGUUUAGUUGGUGAAUUGGGGAAAUUAAAGUCACAGGGUCUUCAAACAUUAGCAAUUACAUCCAAUGGCAUUGCCCUAAAACGAAAAUUGCCAAGACUUGCGGAGAAUGGCUUAAGUUCAUUGAAUAUUAGCCUGGACACCUUGGAUCCCUUUAAAUUUGAGUUAAUUACGCGCCGUAAAGGUUUCGAACGUGUGAUGGAAUCUAUUGAGCAAGCUAUCUCGUUGGGUAUUAAGCCAGUGAAAGUCAAUUGCGUGGUGAUGAGAGGGGUGAAUGAUCAAGAAGUAGUAGAUUUUGUGGAAUUAACACGUACCAUGGCGAUUGAUGUGAGAUUUAUAGAGUAUAUGCCUUUUGAUGGUAACAAAUGGAAUGAAAAGAAGUUUGUUCCGUACAAGGAGCUUUUGGACAAUAUUCGUAAUAAGUACCAUAGUGUCACGAAACUUUUCGACGAUUCAAACGACACCUCAAAGGCCUAUCACAUACCAGAAUUUGUAGGUCGAUUUGGAUUUAUUACAUCGAUGUCCGAUCAUUUUUGCGGAAGUUGCAAUAGACUCAGGAUUACAGCAGAUGGAAAUUUGAAGGUAUGUUUAUUCGGUAACGCUGAGGUCAAUCUGCGUGACCUGCUACGAGAAAACAUUCCCGAUCAACAAUUACUGGACAUAAUCGGAGCAGCGGUCAAAAACAAAAAGAAACAGCACGCAGCAGAUUUGUUAGAAGUAUCGAAACGUUGGUUCAACUCUCAGAAAAUCCAUUCUAUCUCCUCAAGCUCUCAUAUGUACCAUAGACCUCUUGCCUUCAACCAAUUAAUCUCAUCGCCCUUCGGUUAUACUCAUGCUUCUUAUUCCAAAAAAUCUGGUUCUUCUGACACUAUGCGACCACCCGAUACAAAUACCACCAAUUCUCCUACCCUCUCACAUGUCGACUCUUCGAGUGGGCGUGCAUCAAUGGUAAAUGUAUCGAAAAAACCCUCGACCAUCCGUACGGCAACGGCAUGCGGAAGGAUUCGGAUUGGUCGCGAAGCAUUUAACCUUGUUCUUGCCAAUUCGCUGAAGAAGGGUGAUGUGCUAACUGUCUCUCAGAUCGCUGGGAUCAAUGCUGCUAAACAUACAGGAUACCUUAUUCCCCUUUGUCAUCCUCUCUUGCUUUCUCACGUAUCAGUUGAUUUGAGGAUGGAGGAACGAGAUUAUUCUGUUGAAAUAACGGCGAAAGUUGAAUGCGAGGGUAAAACUGGUGUUGAAAUGGAGGCGCUGACCGCGGUUAGCGUAUCAGCGUUAACCAUCUUUGAUAUGUGUAAAUCCGUUGAUAAAGAUAUGGUAAUUGAUAAUUUGAGAGUGAUUCAUAAAACCGGCGGAAAAAGUGGCGAGUGGAGUUCCUCAGGAAAGCUAGAACAAUAA
Molecule: messenger RNA, 1449 nt
Organism: Acaulospora morrowiae
Lineage: Eukaryota; Fungi; Glomeromycota; Glomeromycetes; Diversisporales; Acaulosporaceae
Source: the annotation of a GenBank genome assembly